Medicago truncatula (barrel medic) is the source of this 1798-nucleotide messenger RNA. RefSeq names its product isoflavone 3'-hydroxylase-like. Gene Ontology annotation, molecular function: monooxygenase activity; iron ion binding; oxidoreductase activity, acting on paired donors, with incorporation or reduction of molecular oxygen. NCBI's taxonomy places the organism in Eukaryota, Viridiplantae, Streptophyta, Magnoliopsida, Fabales, Fabaceae. The record is from RefSeq and is a predicted model, not a curated record. The transcript is spliced from 2 exons. The coding region runs from base 115 to 1599 and encodes 494 amino acids.
CCUGUUUCAAAUUUCGUUCAGUUUUCAUUUCUCAAUAUAUUCCUCAACUCAACUAUAAAACCAAGCAUCGAUAUCUCUAAACUCAGCUAAAAACACAAUAACCAAUAUAAUACAAUGUUAGUAAUAACACCAUUGUUAUAUUACUCACUCCUUUCCCUUAGUUUCAUUGUAACCUUGAAACUUUUACUCCAAAGAAGAAAGUUCAAAAACCUUCCACCAGGUCCAUCAAUAUCUCUUCCCAUAAUAGGAAACCUCCACAACAUAAACCUCCCACUCCACCGUUCCCUUCACAACCUUUCACAAAAAUACGGCAAAAUAUUCACCCUAUGGUUUGGUUCAAGUCGUGUUGUUGUUAUCUCCUCCCAAACCCUACUUCAACAAUGUUUAACAAAACAUGACGUUGAUUUAUCGAACAGACCUCGCUUCCUCACCGGAAAAUAUCUCUUCUACAAUUACACAAGCUUAGACUCCGCCCCAUAUGGCGACCACUGGCGUAACCUACGUCGCAUCAUCACCCUUGACAUCCUCUCAACGCAACGUCUCAACUCCUUCGUUGGCUCGCGAAGGAGUGAGACGUUGAAACUUAUAAUAAAACUUGCUAAAGACACGAGUGAGAGGUUCACUCGUGUUGAGUUGAGGACGAGGCUAACCGAUAUGACGUUUGAGAUUAUGACAAAAAUGGUUGCUGGUGAUGCGGAGGAAGGGAAGAAGUUUAAAGAGAUGAUAAAUGAGAUGAUGCCGUUGUUUGGGGCGAGUAAUAUGGGAGAUUUUGUGCCUUUACUUAGGUUGUUUGAUUUUGAUGGUUUGGUUAAGAGGAUGAAGGAUAUUGGGAAGAGAGGUGAUUCGUUUUUGCAAGGAAUUGUUGAAGAGAUUAGAAGUGGGAAGCAUGGUGAUAAUAACAUGUUACAACAUCUUUUGACUCUGCAGAAAUCUCAACCUGAUUAUUAUUCUGAUGAGAUUAUCAAAGGGCUUGUUCAGGGUAUGUUCUUAGCUGGAACUGACACAACAGCCGUGACUCUAGAGUGGGCGAUUGCUACUUUACUUAAUCACCCAAAUAUAUUGAAGAAAGCAAAGGAUGAACUGAACACUCAAAUAGGGUAUGAUCGUUUGGUAGAAGAGUCAGACAUUCCAAAUCUUUCUUACAUUCAAAACAUUAUCUACGAGACACUUCGGUUGUACUCUCCAGCUCCAUUAUUAUUGCCUCGUUUUUCUUCAAACGAGUGCAAUAUUGAAGGAUUUACUAUUCCACGUGACACGAUAGUUUUGAUUAAUGCAUGGGCCAUUCAAAGAGAUCCUGAAACAUGGAGUGAUGCUUCAUGUUUUAAGCCAGAGAGAUUUGAAAAAGAAGGGGAAGCAAACAAGUUAAUUGCAUUUGGUUUUGGAAGGAGGGGUUGCCCUGGAAUAGGUUUAGCACAUCGUACAAUGGCAUUGAGUUUGGGAUUAUUGAUUCAGUGUUUUGAAUGGAAAAGAUUAAAUGAUGAAGAAGUAGAUAUGACAGAAAAUAAAAUAGGGGUCGUCACGCAAAAGCUCAAUCCACUAGAAGCAAUGUGCAAAGCAAGACCUAUCAUCAACAAAGUUAUCCAAGAAUCGAGUGUCUAGCUUUUGCGUACAAUAAAAUCUACAAUAGCACAAUAUAUACAUGCCUUUUUUUUUUUUUUUUUACUAAUAUAUACAGGCUUUUUCUACGUACGCAUAAAUAAUAAAAAUUAUGUACAAUGUGUUAGUUUUUUAGGUUAAGUAAACUUUUGAUCAUGUAAUAUACGCAUUUUUAUUUUUGUUCAUAUAAUAUAUUAAUAUA